Cygnus atratus (black swan) is the source of this 8359-nucleotide messenger RNA. It is a transcript of the gene NSD1, whose product is annotated as nuclear receptor binding SET domain protein 1. Gene Ontology annotation, biological process: regulation of DNA-templated transcription. Lineage: Eukaryota; Metazoa; Chordata; Aves; Anseriformes; Anatidae. Gene Ontology annotation, molecular function: protein binding; histone H3K36 methyltransferase activity. Gene Ontology annotation, cellular component: chromatin; nucleus. The transcript has 23 exons. Bases 140 to 8095 code for a protein of 2651 amino acids. The record is from RefSeq and is a predicted model, not a curated record.
AGGAGGAGGAGGGAGGCAGCGGAGCGGCGCUGGCGGGGCCUGGCCGGGCCGGGUCGGCGCGUCUCCUCCCGAUCGGCCCGCAGCGGGGGCAGGCGGCGAGCCGGCCGCGGCGGCCGCAGGUGGAUGCCCGCCGCCCGGCAUGGAGCAGGCCUGCGAAGUGAGCCGCCGCAGCUGCCUCGUCCCCUUCGGCACCUCGCUGGCGGUCGCCGAGGCCAAGGGCGGCCCGUUCGGCGAGGGCCGCGGCCCCGAGCCGCCCGCCAUGCAGCUGGCGGCCGCCAAGCCCGUGUACGGCCAGGACCCGUCGUCCUGCUACAUCCCGCUGCGCCGGCUGCAGGACCUGGCCUCCAUGAUCAACGCCGAGUACCUCGGCGGCGCCGCCGACGGCGCUGAGGCCCUGCCCGACCCCGGCUCGCCGCCCCCCCGCGGCCCCGGGGACCCGCCGGGCGGCGCCGACGGACCCAGCCCGGCGGCCGACAGGGCCCCCCCGGCCUUCCCGCUGCUCCUCCGGGACGGGGAGGACGAGGAGGAGGAGGACGAGGGCGAGGAGGAGGAGGAGGAAGGCGCCGAGACGCCGGAGGAGGAGGAGGACGACGAGGAGGAGGACGACGACGACGACGAAGAGGAGGACGAAGACGAGGAGGCCGCCGCCGGUUCCCGGGAGCGGGCCGCGGCGGAGCAGAGCCACGGCCGCGCCGGGCCGCAGCGGGGCCCCGGCAGCCCGGAGCCGCCGCCCCGCCUGCAGCAAGCCGAGCUGCCGCUGCUGGACGGCGGCCCCGCCGCGCCGGCCGGCGGGGGGGACAAACCGGAGGCUUCCGCCACGGCGGCCCUGCAGCUCAUCCGAGCCAAGAAGAAACCUACUCCAGUGAAGUAUGAAGUUGGGGAUCUUGUUUGGGCCAAGUUCAACAGACGCCCAUGGUGGCCAUGCACAAUUUGUCAUGACCCAGUGCUGGACUGUCACUCAAAAAUGAAAGUUUCCAAUCGGAGACCGUACCGAGAGUACUAUGUGGAUGCCUUAGGAGAACCUUCCGAGAAAGCCUGGGUGGCUGGCAAAGCUAUUGUCCUCUUUGAAGGAAGACACCAGUUCGAAGAGCUGCCUGUUCUGCGGAGAAGAGGAAAGCAAAAAGAAAAAGGCUACAAACAUAAGGUUCCCCAGAGGUUUAUGGCUAAAUGGGAAGUCAGUGUUGGACAGGCAGAAGACAUUCUUCUCGGGGGGCCAGAGGAUCAAAAGUGCAGCCAGAACUCCAGCGAGCUGGACAGCGAGAAGGAAGUGCAGUCGGAAUACUAUGCCAAUGGCCCUGGAGCCGAAAAGGACAGGCAGCUGAAUGGCUGUUUUAAAUCCUUGGCGUUUGACUCGAGACACUCAGCCAGUGAAAAAGGAAAAUUGCACAUUAAGCCACAUGUGAAAAAGAGCUCUGACAGCAGAAAGAGGACUAGAGUAAAAAAGAAUAGCAUGAGAGGAGAAGCUUCCAAGGGAGAAAUCAAAGAAAAAAUUCCAGAGAGCAUAGUUAAAAAUAUGAUGGUUGGGGACCUACCAGAUAAACAUGCAUCUCAUGAGCUUCGCCGGAUUGCGAACAGCCUAACGGCAUCCAAUAGCACCAGGGAAAACCAUUUGCUCUCCUCCUUUGGAGAAAGACAUUUCGAAAAGAUAACUUUGAAACCAGACUAUGAGAAUCGUAAAAGCGGUGCUCUGAAGAACACACUCCAGGGGGAUUUGUUUUCCAGUGCAUCUUUGGAGAGAGAGAAAAGUUCCCUGGGCAUUCUGUGCAGUUCCAAGUUACAGAUACACUAUUCUGCGUCUGAGGCUGGCAUUGAGAAAAAGCAAACUGAGUCAGAUUCAUCCUCUUCCCUCUCAGACGGUGGGAACAGUGAUGUGGAUACCAUGGACCAAAGUUCAGAGAGAGCCUCUAGCACUCUCGAAGUCAGUGAUUCUUCAGAUAAGGUGGAGAAGGAAUUUCCUAUGACGUCAAGUGGAAACAUUAAGCUUUCUAUGUAUUUUUCUCAGAAGAGCAACAGAAGGGCCAGGAAGAAGUCGUACAGAGAUCGCAAACCUUUGGGAGGUUCCGUAACCAGCAGACUUGAUGCUGAAUUUGCACAUGGGGAGCUUGAAGGAGGCUCCUCUGAUGCUGAGAUGUCAUUGACAACUCUUGAGCGCUCUUCAGAUGUGAGAAAUGACAAUCUUUCCCUAGCAAACAAACACACUACUCCCCAAAGUGUUUCCAAGGACAACUCCUGGCCUGCUGUUGCAAAUCAAACAACCUUAAAACCGAAAAGCAUGAAGUUGCCCCGGAUCAGGAGUAUAAAAUGCAAACAUAAAGAAAAAUGUUCUGGGUUGGAGCCUUCUCUUGCAGAAGAGGAGGGUGGCAUGAAGCGCUGCUCUUCUGAUACCAAAGGUUUCUCUGGCCUUCAGAAAGAUUCUCUUCUGAGAAGUGGAAAAGUUGAUGGUCAGAAGCUGUUAAACAACAUGCACGAGAAACCCAGGGAUUCUGCUGAAAUAGAAACGGCUGUGGUGAAACACGUCUUGUCGGAGCUGAAGGAGCUCUCUUACCGGUCCAUGAAUGAUGAUGCUAGUGACUCUGGCACUCCAAAGGCCACAGUACCUUUACUUUUCUCUUCUGCCUCUGGUCACGGUCGUUUGCCUAUUGAGCCAAAUUACAGAUUCAGCACCUUGUUAAUGAUGUUGAAGGAUAUUCAUGACAGUAAGGCAAAAGAACAGCAACUGAUGACUGGUCAGAACAUAGUCCCGUAUCGAAAUACCAGCACAGCCGAUGGUUCUGGAAGCAAUUCUGCGAGUGGUCUGACAUCCUUGUCUAUUGUAGGUCCCCCAUAUAAAAUAGAAAAAAAUGGAGAUUGUGUCCAGGAAACGGUCAAUGCGAACUCCAGUAUAAGCAACUCCUCAUUUUCACGCAAUCCUCCAGCCAAGUUAACAGGGAUUGGUGCUAGUAAGAGGGAGCCUGCGAAUACUGCUGUUUCUGGGACAAAUGGCACAAAUUGCGUGUCCAAACGCAACUGUUCAAAAUCUAAGCAGUCAUCAAAGCUUGGAGAUAAGACAGUUUCAAACAGAAAGGACUUAAAACCAGGAGGGCCAAUACAUUCAGAGAGGAAACGCCUUAGAAAGCCAAGUAAACGGCUUCUGGAAUAUGCAGAAGAAUAUGAUCACUUAUUUGCACCCAAGAAAAAGUCAAAGAAAGUCCAGGAGCAAUUGCAAAAGGUGAAUUCUGUGGCGAGGUCUGAAUUUGAAGGAGGUCUUCCUGCACAGUGCAGUCCUGACAGAGAUACCCAGCGGGGGCCAAGCCCUUUGAUUUCAACUCCAUCUUCAACCAAAGAGUCCCCUCCCAUUCUUGAAGCAGAGUGCUCCUUCUCAGAACUAGGAUCCCAUUCCACUGAUCCCACCCACCAACUUCUAGAAGGACCUUCUGAUUUUCCAGAGCUUGUGCUAUCUUCCUCAGAUGUUUCUGAAGUUUCUGCUUCUCCAGAUGCGGAGGAGAGGUUCCUGAAAUCGGGAAACUUUGAGAGCAAACGUCAAAGGAAGCCCACUAAAAAGCUCUUGGAAUCCAAUGAUUUGGACACUGCCUUUAUGCCAAAGAAGGAGGAGUGGACUCCCCCAAAGAAGGGCACCGGCCCUUCGGAGAGUGACAGCUCUGAACUGUACUCACCAGCCCACUUCUCGGACCUGGGAGAAGCUCCUGAAAAGCUCUUGGAGAAGCAACGGAAGCGGAAGAGACAGCGCCAUCCCUCUGUCGCAAUGCAUUCCAAGAAGGAGAAAAACGGGGAAGGGCUGGGGGAGACCCCACAUUCUGAGGGGGAGACAUCAGGUCAUGGGACUGCUACAAGCCCUAAAGAGGGAAAUGAAGAGGGGUCUGAGAAUGACCAUGGAGUGCCUUCAUCCAAAAAGAUACAGGGGGAGCGUGGAGGAGGAGCAGCUCUCAAGGAGAAUGUGUGCCAGAUCUGUGAGAAGCCAGGGGAAUUGCUGCUGUGUGAGGCGCAGUGCUGUGGUGCUUUCCACCUGCAGUGCCUUGGGCUCUCUGAGAUGCCAACGGGCAAAUUCAUCUGCAACGAGUGUUCCACAGGAGUCCAUACCUGCUUUGUGUGCAAGAGCUGUGGGGAAGACGUGAAACGGUGUUUGCUGCCACUCUGUGGGAAGUAUUACCAUGAAGAAUGCAUACAGAAAUACCCGCCCACAGUCAUGCAGAACAAGGGUUUCCGAUGCUCUCUGCACAUAUGCAUGACUUGUCAUGCUGCUAACCCAGCAAACAUCUCUGCGUCUAAAGGCCGCUUGAUGCGCUGCGUGCGGUGCCCAGUAGCAUACCACUCCAAUGACUUCUGCCUCGCUGCUGGCUCCGUGGUCCUCGCCUCCAACAGCAUCAUCUGCCCCAACCACUUCACUGCACGGAGGGGCUGCCGCAACCAUGAGCACGUCAACGUCAGCUGGUGCUUUGUCUGCUCGGAAGGGGGCAGCCUUUUAUGCUGUGAGUCGUGCCCGGCUGCGUUUCACCGUGAGUGUCUAAACAUUGAGAUGCCAGAGGGAAGCUGGUAUUGUAACGAUUGCAAGGCAGGCAAAAAGCCACACUACAAGGAAGUAGUCUGGGUGAAAGUUGGGCGCUACAGGUGGUGGCCAGCUGAGAUUUGCCAUCCCAGGACAAUUCCUGUCAACAUCCAGAAAAUGAAACACGACAUCGGCGAGUUCCCUGUGCUGUUCUUCGGCUCCAAGGAUUACCUGUGGACCCACCAGGCUCGUGUGUUCCCGUACAUGGAAGGCGACGUCAGCAGCAAAGACAAGAUGGGGAAGGGUGUGGAUGGCAUAUACAAGAAAGCUCUUCACGAAGCUGCGGUAAGAUUUGAAGAACUGAAGGCACAGAAAGAACUGAGACAGCUUCAGGAAGACAAAAAGAAUGACAAGAAACCUCCUCCCUACAAACACAUCAAGGUGAACCGGCCGGUGGGUAAGGUGCAGAUCUUCACUGCAGACCUGUCCGAGAUACCACGGUGCAACUGUAAACCAACAGACGAAAACCCCUGCGGCCUGGACUCUGAAUGCAUCAAUCGCAUGUUGCUCUACGAGUGCCACCCCCUGGUCUGCCCCGCAGGGGAGCGUUGUCAGAACCAGUGCUUCUCUAAGCGGCAGUAUCCCGAGGUACAAAUUUUCCGCACGCUGGCACGAGGCUGGGGCUUGCAAGCCAAAACAGACAUCAGAAAGGGUGAAUUUGUUAACGAGUAUGUUGGGGAGCUAAUUGAUGAAGAGGAGUGCCGAGCCCGAAUCCGCUAUGCUCAGGAGCACGACAUCACCAAUUUCUACAUGUUGACACUGGAUAAGGACAGAAUCAUUGACGCUGGCCCAAAGGGCAAUUACGCUCGGUUCAUGAACCACUGCUGCCAGCCAAACUGUGAGACUCAGAAAUGGUGUGUGAAUGGUGAUACUCGGGUUGGGCUCUUCGCAAUUGUAAAUAUCAAAGCUGGGACUGAGCUGACUUUCAACUACAAUCUGGAAUGUUUGGGAAAUGGAAAGACAGUUUGCAAAUGUGGUGCUCCAAAUUGCAGUGGCUUCCUAGGAGUGCGGCCAAAGAGCCAGCCCACCCUCACCGAGGAGAAGUCCAAGAAGAUGAAGAGACGGCCGCAGAUGAAGCGCAGGUCGCAGGCGGAGGUGAUGAAGGAACGGGAGGACGAGUGCUUCAGCUGCGGGGACGGAGGGCAGCUGGUUUCUUGUAAGAAGCCAGGCUGCCCCAAAGUGUACCACGCCGACUGCCUCAACCUGACCAAGAGGCCCGCAGGAAAAUGGGAGUGCCCAUGGCAUCAGUGUGACAUGUGUGGUAAGGAAGCAGCUUCCUUCUGCGAGAUGUGCCCCAGAUCCUUCUGCAAGCAGCACCGGGAAGGCAUGCUCUUCAUCUCCAAGCUGGAUGGACGCUUAUGCUGCACAGAGCACGAUCCCUGUGGCCCUAACCCCCUAGAGCCAGGAGAAAUUCGUGAGUAUGUGCCUCCCAUGGGAGCACUGACUAACGGCGACGACACCCAGCCGCCAGAGCAGCCGCCUGCAGAUACAGACCUGAGCGUUCAGCCUUUGGACAGGCUACCUCAGUCUACGGCCUUCAAACUGCAGUCCCCAGAAAAGCCCCCCGCUACCCUAGCGCUGCGGCUGCCGCCGUCAGACAAACCCCCCACCACCCUAGCCCUGAGGCUGCAGCCGUCAAACAAGCCCCCCACCACCCUGGCCCUGCGGCUGCCCCCGCCAGACAAACCGCCCGCCGCCCUGGCGCUGAGACUGCCGCCGUCAAACAAACCCCCCACAACCUUGUCGCUGAGGCUGAAGCCGUCCAACAAACCCCCCACCACCCUGUCCCUCCGGCUGCAGCCCUCAGACAAACCUCCCACCACCCUGUCGCUCCGCCUGCAGCCGUCAGACAGGCCCCAGGCUGCCCUGUCCCUGAGGCUGCAGUCGGAGAAGCAGCCCAUCAUCGUAGCGCUGAAGCCUCAGCAGCCCGACAAACCUCCCGCCAACGCCGUGCUGUGGCCGCUGGACGAGGCUUCCAGCGACGCCUCGCAGCCUCCUCUGCCCAGCAAGUCUCCGGGAAGCCCGCAGUCAUCGGACGAGGCGCUCGUUCCUGCUGGGGCCCUGCAGCUCCAGCUGUCGGACGAGCCUCCUGCCGCUGCUGGGGUUUUGGAGUUAGCGGACAAGUCGCUCGGCGACACCAGGACCCAGCAGCCGGAGCUGCUGAAUGAGUUUCCGACAAAAUGCCUGCACCCUCAGCUGUCGGACAGACUUCUCGCCACGGCAGGGACCCUGCAGUCCCAGCCCGUGGAUGAGCCUCCCGUGGCCGAUCAGCCUCAGCUGCUGAGCAAAGCUGCUGCCCAGAGUCUGCAGCCUCAGCCUGUGGAGAAGGCCCCCAGCUCCGUGGUGCAACAUGUCCCAGCACCGGAGGAGGUUCCCAGCCCUGGGGUGCUGUGGCCUCUGCCCAUUGAAAACGUCCCCAGCUCCCCGGUCUCACGGAUCCUGCCCACGGAGAAGGUUUCUGGACUGGGGGGGCUGCGGCCCCCACCUCCGGAGAAGGCUUCCUUCUCCGGGGCAGCGCGGGUCUUGGCCACGGAGAAGGCUCCCGCCUCUGGGGCACCCCAUCCCCUGCCUCCAGAGAAGGUUCCUGCCUUGGGGAUGCCACGCAUCCUGCCCCCAGACAAGGCUCCCAGCUUAGGGAUACCGCGUCCGCUGCCCCUGGAGAAGGCCCAUGGCUCCCGUUCACCCCACGUCCUGCCCAUGGAGAAGGCUCUCGGCUCGGGGGCCCUGCGGAUCCCCCUCACGCAGAAGGCUCUGAGCCCCGGCGUGCUGCGGCCCCUGCCUCCAGAGAAGGCUCCCGAUGCUGGGGCGCUGCGGGUCUUGCCUCCAGAGAAGGCUCCGAGCUCCGGGGCCGUUCGGCCUCAGCUCCUGGAGAGGCCCCUGGCUCUUACGGCCCCGUGGCCUCAGGCCUCAGACAAGCUGGCUGCUGCUGUGGCUCCUCGGCCCCAAGUCUUGGAGAAGCCCCCAGCCGCAUCGGCCCCGAGGCUGUUGCUGUCAGAGAAGGCGCUGCGGCCCGUCGACCAGAACGCCCAGCCCAAGGACAGGGGAGCGCCCGCCGCGGAGCUCAACCCCCAGCAGAAGGAGAGGACCCUGUUAGCUGGCGAGCAGAUCUCGUGGUCGGUUGGGAAGGCGGUGCCGCACGUCGGACAGUUACCUUGGCCCACGGAGAAGCUCCAGACACACGAGCAAACCCACUGGCCCGCUGCGAAAGCCCUGACGCCUGCCGAGCAGUCUCCCCGGACAGCAGAGAAGCUACCAGAGCCGACUCUUCAGCCUGUCUGGGAAGUGGCCUCAGCCCCCGCGGAGCAAACCCCUUGGACAUCAGAGAGAUUGCGUGCGUUCGAGCAGACCCCCCGGCCUGCCAGGGAAGCGCCGGUGCCCCCAGAGCAGACGCAGUGGAUUGUCACAAACAUUCAGACUCUUGACCAGAUUUCUUGGCUGGCUGGAAAAGUACAUACUCCUCGGGGGCAGGACCCUUUGCCUGAACAGAACGCAGCACUAGCCCGUAACCAGGAUUCUGUCUGUCACGAAUUGGCUGACUCAGAGCCAAAGUGAGGUCGGUGAACAUGGGAGGCAGGUUUCAGUCUUUUAAUGUUUAGGGAGGGGGAUAUUCUUUGUUUUGUUUUCUUUAUUCACUUCCCUGAGCCCAGCCCCUAACCCAUGCACAUCCCAUCCAUAUUCUCUCGUGACAUGAGCAAGGACAUUCACUUCAGUCUGAGUGUGGCCCAGCCAAAGGGAGAGAGCAUCCGUGAGCUUUUCCUCUUCCUUUUGCGAAUGGUAAAGCUGAAAUAAAGAGUCCACUCUGGGUAAAAUCUCAAA